Molecule: messenger RNA, 2679 nt
Organism: Bactrocera tryoni
Lineage: Eukaryota; Metazoa; Arthropoda; Insecta; Diptera; Tephritidae
Product: mediator of RNA polymerase II transcription subunit 15
Exons: 1
Coding region: 1-2679 (892 amino acids)
Source: RefSeq, a predicted model, not a curated record
AUGAGUGCACGCAGUAAAUUGUGGCGCGGCAAACGCUGCAGGUGGCUGCUAAUCGGAAUUUGUUGCACACUAUUACCACUGCAAACACGCAAUGCGGCAGCAAUAACGGUAACGCCAGCAAACGGUGGCGCAGUGACCAAUGCAGCAACUAAUUAUCAGCAAAAUCGUAACUAUGAGGACGCAGCGACAGCGGCAGCGGCUGUAGUGACGGCGGCCAUGAACGCAGCCGCAUUGCCAAUGGCGAAAACAACAACAAAUGAUUACGCUCAACAAUUGCCGCGCUAUUAUGCAGCGCUAACGGCCGAUGUAGGCAAUGCGAAUUUGGCUGCCGCAGAGCCGAUUUAUCGAAAUUAUUUUGAAAACACCGACACCGGUGGCGGUGAUAAAAUCGAUGCGGCAACGGUGAUUUUACGCGACCACAUGGCACAAUGGCACUUGCCAGCUGCCAGCGGCCAGCCAACAGUUGAGUCAGCAAUGACAGCAGCUGGAUUUGUGCCAACUACAAUGACUGCUGCCGGGCAACAUUAUGCUGAAAGCGCGAGCGCCGAUACCGCGGCGGCGGCGGUAGGGCACGCACAUGCAGGCGUUGACUUUUCAACAAACAGUGCGCGCGUCACCAGCAAUGCGGCGCGCAGUGUGAGUGACAAUAGCGCUGGCGCUGCCUACGCAUAUGAGUAUGCGACGCCCAAAGGCAAAAUUGAUUACGAAUUCAAUGGAGCUAAUUACCAGAGUGCCGGUAACGGUGACAAUAACGGUAAUGGUGGUGGUAGUGGUAAUAGUGCAGAUCAAGCUGUUGUAACAGUAGCUGAGGGCGGUGCGCAUAUGGGCGCGGCUGAUGUGUAUGGCAUGUACAAAUAUGAUAUGAGCGAAUAUGCGCAGCACUUGCAGCGAGCACUGACAACGCCCGGUGUGGGCAGCAAAGAGGCGCAUUAUGCGGCGGCGGCGGCGGCUGUUGAUACCGAAAGUGCCAAUCAGGGCGCAUAUUUCGAGAAUCAUUUGCCGAGUUAUGAAAAUUAUUUUAUGCCCACUUACCAGAUUGGACAAUUUUCCAAUUACCACAGCCAGCAGGCGGAGCAGGAGCUGAAGCGGCGUACACGCGGAGAAGAGCCGGCGCAACAAAAUGAACAGCCAGCAAAGGCGGAUGGAGUGCGACAGGAGGAGGCGCGAACACAAUUACGGCCAUUGAUGCUACUCGACAGCGCCGAUGACAACAAUGCGAUGUUGCAGCAAUUUAAAAAAGGCGCGAAUAUCGAAAAUUAUGCAAAUGACAGGCAAAAAUUGCAUUACUUUGCCAAACAACCGCAACUGGUGCAGGAGUCGGAGCAGCAGCCACAACAACAGCAACAACAGCGACAAGAGCAAGCGCAGCAACAAUAUCAAGAGCAACAGCGCUUGCAGGCGCACUACCAACAACAACUACAGAAGCAAACGAAACAACAGCAACAACAACUAUUCAAGCAGCAACAACUCUCACAACAACAACAAUUGCAGCUGUCACAUCAGCUACGCAAAUUUCCCGAACUGAUGCAUUUCUCGCUGCAUCAGCACUUGCCACGUCAACGACAACGGAUUGCAACAGCGCUUUCGAAAGUGGCGCGGCCGCACAACCCACUCUCGCUAUCCACGCGUCGUCGCCGUCAGCAAAGGCGUGAUGCCACGUCGCUGCAGGUGAUUGGCAACGCUGGCAGUCGGAGCGCGCUACCAACACCGGAGCAAUCGCUUGUGACUGCUGAUGGUGUGGUGAAAGGCAGCAGUCAUGCCAAUACAAAUGGCGACACACGCACGUUGCACAGUCGACUGGCGAAUGACAAAAGAAGCAUCAGCGAAAACUUUGCGGAUAUCAGCGGCGAACCCACACAAUAUUCCUAUGCGCGCAUCUACCCAACGCAUGUGUCACAGCUCAUCGAUGACAGCGCAAACGAAAUUGAUGACACGCCUAACAAUAUCGACGACAGCAACGCACACAAUGCGCACAGCAACAACAGUGUUGACAACGACAACGAGGACGUGGACGAGACCAAUCGCCGUGACCAGCAGCAACAUUACCUCGCAGCCAUCAACCAUCCACAAGUCAGGCUAUACCGCCCACACAGCGGCGCUUUAGUGCAACAAUACACACUGCCACCCAUCACAACUUCGGAACGGCAUACGCCAGCUAGCACCGCCGCUCUGGCCGGCAUACCACUCGCACGUCACGUGGAGGUGACCAAGCAUAUUCCCGCCAUCGAUUACGAACGCGUUCACGUGCCGUACAAUCAAAGUGUUCCCAUACACAUCCCACAGCCCAUUAUCACAGCCGUACCACGGCCCUACGCCAUACGCGUGCCCGUUGCGAAAACUGUUGCCGUGCCCAAGGUGCAGGAGGUGCGCAUCCCGAUAGAGAAGGUGAAACCGUUUCCUGUGGAACGUCCCGUACCUUUCAUUGUGGAGCGACGCGUCCCCUACAUGGUUGAAAAGCAAGUGGCAAAGCCAGUUUACUAUCCUUAUCCCGUUAAGGUACCCAUAGUGAAGACCAUCGUGCACAAAGUGCCGCGUCGACCUCACAGCUAUACCACAUAUCAGCCACAUUCGAGCUCAUAUCCGAUCUCUUUGGGUCAAUACCAUUUGCAGCAGCAGUCACAUUUGGAGUCGCACCCGCUGCCCCCCGUUCAUUAUGCGCAUACGGAACAUUUGGGUUGA